Molecule: messenger RNA, 696 nt
Organism: Dibothriocephalus latus
Lineage: Eukaryota; Metazoa; Platyhelminthes; Cestoda; Diphyllobothriidea; Diphyllobothriidae
Source: the annotation of a GenBank genome assembly
AUGGGGCCGUCCGAAUAUCUGGAUGGCGGUGGUCCCCGCGUUGUCAAAGAGCCGACAAAUGCAUUCGAAGAUCGAUCCUUCCUCAUGUGCUCUACGGAACAAGCAAACGAUGCUUUUGCAGACACUAUUGAUGACUUUGGUCAGAGAGAGUGCGAAGAACUUUUGCUAUCAAAACUGAGACUUGAAGUGACUGACGUUAAAGAACAUGGUCAGGAACCCCACAAACAGCCGUCCUUGGAUGAGGUUAUUCGGACUAUUCUCCUAAAAGCCCACGUCAUCCGUUUCGAUAAACUCCUCGAAUGCCUACGAGAUCGCUUCCAAGACAAACAGAUGGUGAACGCGGCAACUGUCAUCCCUGCUCUCCAGCGGUUGGCUGUUCUCCUCUGUGGUUGGUGGGUUAUAAAGAGCGAAGUCCUCUAUCCGCCAAACACAUAUAGUGAGCACGCCUCAGUUCCUAGCGUACAGCUUAUUCGAGCGCGAGAUUAUGUUAUGGCUGUGUUUCAUCGCGGAGACUACCUUACACGGAAGACGGUUUCCUGCAUCACAAAGGUGGUUUUUGAGGCGUUUUUUGUCCGCUCCUGCUUACCUAAUGCCGUCUGGAAAACCCGUUUUAUAAGUUUUUUUGCGUGUUAUUAUGUGUGCUUCCUCAGCGUAAGCCGUCGGUGUAAUUCAAUAUACAGUAGGUUACAUAUGUGA